Cajanus cajan (pigeon pea) is the source of this 1991-nucleotide messenger RNA. Its product is annotated as glyoxal oxidase-related protein. The record is from RefSeq and is a predicted model, not a curated record. NCBI's taxonomy places the organism in Eukaryota, Viridiplantae, Streptophyta, Magnoliopsida, Fabales, Fabaceae.
CCUUUAAAGUUUCAAUUUCAACAUCACCCAAAACGGUCCAUUACAAUUUCGGCAAUUAUGACUUCCAUUCUCAUUCUGUAUAAUUAACGAUCCAAGCUUCACCUCACUUCCCCACACACUCUCUAUUCCCAUGGACAAUGUCUCCCUCUACCUCUCAUCAUGCUUUCUCCUCCUCCUCUUUUACACAACUCCCGCACGUGCCGACCUUCCCGGCACGUGGGAGCUUCUAGUCCCGGACGCCGGCAUCGCCUCCAUGCACACGGCCGUGACGCGCUUCAACACGGCGGUCCUCCUCGACCGCACCAACAUCGGCCCGUCCCGAAAACUGCUCCCGAAAGGCCACUGCCUGAAGCGCGACUGCUACGCCCACUCCGUCCAGCUGGACCUCGCCACGAACGAACUCCGCCCCCUGAAAAUCCUCACCGACACGUGGUGCUCCUCCGGGCAGUUCCUCCCCGACGGCACCCUCCUCCAAACCGGCGGCGACCUCGACGGCUUCAGAAAAAUCCGAAAAUUGGCCCCCUGCAACCGAACCAGUUUCUGCGACUGGGAGGAGCUAAACGACGUCGAAUUGUCCCAAGGCAGAUGGUACGCCACCAACCAGAUUCUCCCAGACGGAUCGGUUAUUAUAGUUGGAGGAAGAGGGUCCAACACGGUCGAGUUUUUUCCACCAAGAAAAAACGGCGCCGUUUCCUUUCCCUUUCUAUCCCAAACGGAAGACACGCAAAUGGAUAACUUAUACCCCUACGUCCACCUCCUCCCAAACGGUCACCUUUUCGUCUUCGCCAACACCAACUCCGUCAUGUACGAUUUCACGCGCCACCUCAUCGUCAAGGAGUAUCCUAAGCUCGAGGGAGGUCCCAGGAAUUACCCUUCGGCGGGGUCGUCGGUAAUGCUGGCCUUGCAAGGGGACUAUUCCGCCGCCGAGAUUGUCGUAUGCGGCGGGGCUCAAUACGGUGCGUUUUUGAUGCGGAGUACGGACACCCCGGCGCACGGUAGCUGCGGGAGGAUAUUGGCGACCUCGGAGAAUCCCAAGUGGGAAAUGGAAGACAUGCCGUUUGGGAGAAUCAUGGGGGAUAUGGUUAUGCUUCCGAACGGCGACGUUUUGGUUAUUAAUGGGGCCAUGUCUGGGACUCAGGGGUUUGAGUUGGCGAGUAACCCGUGUUUGAAUCCGGUUUUGUAUAGACCGGACCAGCCGGUUGGGUUGCGGUUUAUGGUUUUGAAUCCCGGUUCGGUUCCCAGGCUGUAUCAUUCCACCGCGAACUUGUUACCGGAUGGGCGGGUUUUGCUGGCGGGGAGUAACCCUCACGUGUUGUACCGUUUCGACGCGGAGUUUCCGACCGAGUUACGAGUGGAAGCGUUUUCGCCCGACUAUUUGAGUGCGGACCGGGCGAAUGUGAGAGUGGUGAUUGAGGAGGUGCCCGAAACGGUGCGUUUUGGGGGGAGUUUCGAUGUGGUGGUGUCGGUUGGUUUGCCCGUGGUGGGGAUUGUGGAGGUGAACUUGGCGAGUGCGCCUUUCGCCACGCACUCCUUCUCGCAGGGUCAACGUUUGGUCAAACUGCCCGUUACCUCCGCCGUGCCUGACGGCGACGGGAGGUACCGGAUCGGGUGCAGGGCUCCGCCCGGCGGGAGGGUGGCGCCGCCCGGGUACUACAUGGCGUUCGCCGUGAACCAGGGCGUGCCCAGCGUGGCCAGGUGGAUACACGUGUCAUAAUUUCGAAAAGUUUGAUGUGGUUUUGGAAAUGUGUUUAUUUAUUUAUUUAUUGUUUUUUAUUUUUGGGCAAGUGGGAGAUUCUGCAAUUGUUAAUAAGUAAGAAGUAAGAAUGGAGAGUGUGGAUGGUGAAUAGUAGCAGCAGGGAAUUUAGCUGGUUUAAUGAAUGUGAUUUUUAAUUUGGUGGUGCUAAAUACCAAGCAAAAAGUAAUUGUUUUUUAGAUAAAGCGAUUGUGACAGGUGCCAAAAUAUAUUAACAUAAUUGGUUUUGUUUGGUCCA